Molecule: messenger RNA, 789 nt
Organism: Trichomycterus rosablanca
Lineage: Eukaryota; Metazoa; Chordata; Actinopteri; Siluriformes; Trichomycteridae
Product: caspase-7-like
Exons: 4
Coding region: 1-789 (262 amino acids)
Biological process (GO): proteolysis
Molecular function (GO): cysteine-type endopeptidase activity
Source: RefSeq, a predicted model, not a curated record
AUGUCGGUUCCAGCUCUCAGUAAAGGUGAGGUGAGGAACCGGGCGCUGAUCGUGUCCGUGGAGAACUUCCAUCCUGGUGUAGGUCUGGCGAAACGUUUGGGUGCUGGGCGGGAUACGAAGCGUCUGCACCGGAUCCUCAGCCAGAGAGGGUUCCAGGUAACCAUCCUGAACGACCCAGACGCUCACGAGAUCCUCGAAGCAUUUGAAGCAGAGUGUGAGGCGUCUGUGGGCAGCUGUUUUGUGGCCGUGGUGUCCAGUCAUGGAGAAGAAGGACUGAUAUUUGGAGCAGAUGGGCAUCCAGUGAAACUUGCUGAUAUCUACACACUCUUCAGAGGAGCAACCAUGACUUCCAAACCCAAACUGUUCCUCAUCCAGGCGUGUCGGGGCAGUAAGUUGGAUGAAGGUGUGCAGGUUGAGGUCGACUCUGUAGACUUGUCUGAGGAGGCCACGAUUUUUGAGACACUCUACAUUCCACCUGAAACUGUGGUCGCUUACGCUACACCUCCAGGUUACAGUGCGUUCAUGCACCCCACUGGUUCUGUGUUUCUUCAGACCUUCUGUGAUCUGGUGGAGGACGGAACCGACUGGGAAAUCUCACGAUUACUGACUCGGCUGAACUGGCACGUGGCUCAUGAGUUCGAGGCGAGAGGAAAUGCCCUGCGGGGUAAAAAAGAAAUGCCCUGUUUCAUCAGCCGUCUCACCUCAGAAUUCUACCCCUUCACCAACUCCAUCCGAGUAUCACAACUACUGGGAUCCACACACGUCAGCUGCAGGAGCUCCAUACGCUAA